AUGAUGCUUUCAAGAAGAUGUUUCUCCACUACAAGGUUACUGUCAAAGAUAAAAGUCAAAUCUCCCGUCGUGGAAAUGGACGGUGAUGAGAUGACUAGAAUCAUUUGGGAUAAAAUUAAAUCAAAAUUGGUUUUACCUUACUUGGACUUAGAUUUAAAAUACUACGAUCUAUCAAUCACAAAUCGUGAUGCUACCAAUGAUCAAGUUACCGUGGAUGCAGCAAACGCUACUAAGAAAUACGGUGUCGGUAUCAAAUGUGCUACUAUAACUCCAGAUGAGGCAAGGGUUAAAGAAUUUAAUUUGAAGAAAAUGUGGAAAUCUCCAAAUGGUACGAUAAGAAACAUAUUGGGUGGUACAGUCUUUAGAGAACCGAUCGUUAUACCAAGAAUACCAAGAUUGGUUGGUGGUUGGGAAAAACCAAUCAUCAUUGGUAGACACGCUCACGGUGAUCAAUACAAAGCUACCGAUCUUGUCAUCCCAGGACCAGGAAAGUUACAACUUGUUUAUACUCCGGAUGGCGGUUCUCCAGCAAAGACCCUAGACGUGUUUAAUUAUAAUGGUGGGGGUGUAGGCAUGGCAAUGUACAAUACUGACGAAUCUAUCGAAGGAUUUGCACAUUCUUCAUUCCAAGUGGCCUUAAACAAGAAAUUAAAUCUAUUUUUGGCUACUAAGAAUACAAUAUUGAAAAAAUAUGAUGGUAGAUUCAAAGAUAUUUUCCAACAAAUUUACAAUGGUCAAUAUAAAGCAAAAUUCGAACAAUUAGGUAUCACAUACGAACACAGAUUAAUAGAUGAUAUGGUGGCACAAAUGAUAAAAUCUAAGGGUGGAUUUAUCAUGGCUUUGAAAAAUUAUGACGGUGAUGUUCAAUCCGAUAUUGUAGCACAAGGGUUUGGUUCACUCGGUCUAAUGACCUCGAUACUUGUCAGUCCAGACGGCAAGACUUUUGAAAGUGAAGCCGCCCAUGGCACAGUAACCAGACAUUUCAGAAGACAUCAAAUGGGAGAAGAGACUUCAACCAAUUCAAUUGCUUCCAUCUUUGCUUGGUCAAGAGGGUUGGCCAAGAGAGGUGAACUUGACGGUACAAAGGAUGUCAUCGCUUUUGCCAAUAAAUUAGAAGCCGCCACCCUAGACAGCGUGCAAGAAGAUGGUAUCAUGACUAAGGAUUUAGCUUUAGCAUCUGGUAAGAAUAAUAGAUCUGAUUAUGUUAACACAGAUGAAUUUAUUGAUGCUGUAGAAGCAAGAUUAAAGAGAGAAAUGAAGCUGUAA
Messenger RNA from Kazachstania africana CBS 2517, 1266 nucleotides. RefSeq names its product isocitrate dehydrogenase (NADP(+)) IDP1 (gene IDP1). Gene Ontology annotation, cellular component: mitochondrion. The coding region runs from base 1 to 1266 and encodes 421 amino acids. The transcript has a single exon. Gene Ontology annotation, biological process: isocitrate metabolic process. NCBI's taxonomy places the organism in Eukaryota, Fungi, Ascomycota, Saccharomycetes, Saccharomycetales, Saccharomycetaceae. The record is from RefSeq and is a predicted model, not a curated record. Gene Ontology annotation, molecular function: isocitrate dehydrogenase (NADP+) activity; NAD binding; magnesium ion binding.